This is a messenger RNA of Cheilinus undulatus (humphead wrasse), 4904 nucleotides long. It is a transcript of the gene npat, whose product is annotated as nuclear protein, ataxia-telangiectasia locus. NCBI's taxonomy places the organism in Eukaryota, Metazoa, Chordata, Actinopteri, Labriformes, Labridae. The record is from RefSeq and is a predicted model, not a curated record. Bases 151 to 4263 code for a protein of 1370 amino acids. Gene Ontology annotation, molecular function: transcription coregulator activity; protein binding. The transcript is spliced from 17 exons. Gene Ontology annotation, cellular component: nucleus.
UUCAGAGAGCAGCGGUGUCCUCGGGACGUCGACUGAACAAUAACAAAUCUGUCGGUCUUUAUUUAACGCUAAUAAUGUUUUUUUAGACUUCCACUAGCCAUGUAGCUCACAGUUUAUUGUUGAGUACUUUAUAGAAACCCUCAGACCGCCAUGUUGCUGCCAUCUGACGUCGCCCGGCUGGUUUUGGGUUACCUCCAAGAUGAGGGGCUGUCUGCUACCAGCCAAGCUUUUAUUAAUGAGAGCCCAAAUUUGAAAGAGUAUGCUGACCACACCACAGGAGAUGGGACGAUUCCUGCGUGUGUGUUUUCUGUCUUUGGGAAAGGCCUAACCACCAUCUUAAACGAGUAUGUGGCAGCCAAAACAAAAGAGUCAUGUCACGAGGUUCCUGCCAUGAUGACUUCCUUGUGGAAGAAGCUGGAUUUUACCCUCAACCAGAUCAAAUCACUACAAAAUUCCCCUGCCCUAUCAGCAUCUCAAAGAACUCGUUCACGAGUUGGACUGGCAAACAUGGCGAGACAGCGGGUCUUGACAUUGACCUCAGCCAGUGCUGUUGUCUGCUCAUCAGUGUCUGAUUCGAGCUCCAUCAUCAGUCCUGCUCACACCUCCCAUAGCAUGCUGGGACACUCCACACCUGUGAGCUACAGUACCCCCUACACCAGACCGGCUACCAGCAGUAGCACCCACACGCAGAUCCAUGACAUCGGCCGAUUAGUGAGCACUCCUAGGGAUUCGCCUGUGCAGAUCAUUGUUUCAGAGCAUCGGUUAAAUCCAGGGCCGAUGUCCCCAGGACGAAGGAAAUGGGACACCCCAAGGAAAAGAAGUGGUGCCCCGAGUGGGUCGAGUGGCCCUGCCAGAUGUGCCGUAGCUUCCAGCAGCCAGAGUACAGAAUCCCAGCCUGAAGAGGUCGUUGAUGAGAACUUUCCUCAACUCGUGAUACAAAAUGCACGUGACAAGAUCUUGGGGGACCGAUCGUUACAGGAGAAGCUCGCUGAAAACAUCAACAAAAUCCUUGCCAGCGACCAAACACCCCAAGCAUCGAAGCCCUCCACGAGUACAGUGGAGGCUGACCAGUCUAUCGAUGAAAUCCUAGGACUACAGGGGGAAAUCCACAUGAGUGACGACGCCAUUCAUGACAUUUUGGAGCAGACGGAGUCUGACCCAGCAUUUCAGGCCCUCUUUGACCUCUUUGAUUACAAUAAAACCAAGUCACCUGAAGAAGAAGCAGAGGAUGGAAAUGUCACCAAAGGUCCGGAUGAGAGCAACGCUGCUGGAGCAUCAGCUGCAGUCAGACCUCUUCAGAGUGAAGAACCAGGUACAGCUCAAAAAGAGGGUCAAACAACAACCCCAUCAAAGACAAGAACUCCUGACCCAAAGGAGCGCAAGACCAGAAAGCCUCCUGCUCCCACCUUGAUAAAGAAAAUCGUUUGUGCACCCGGCAGCAGAUCGUCGAGGAUUGAAAACAGCUCUGCCAGAUUGCUAUUGGCUCCCGGUAUGCAGCAAGGCGUUUCUUCUGCUGAAAAGAACUCUAACAGAAAAGUGCCAGCCUCACUUCCCAAUAAAAGUGUUUCUGAAACACCGAUGGAUAUUGAUGAGCCUUUAAAUACACCUCCUGCUCCCUCAGACAUUGUGGCUCCCCAGGAGCCUGCACCAGCUCUGACCACCGCUGUCCUCAGUGACUUAACCACGGUUCCCUCCUCAAGAGCCUCUGCUGCUUUUGUUCUACCAGAACUGACUUUGCCCUCUAACAUGGACAAAGACCAGGAUCCUAAACAGAUUCAAGGAUCUAAAGAACAAUCCGCACCGUGCUGCACAUCAGCCCCGAGUAAUCCACCUGCAUGUUUGACCUCUGUACAAGAUGAAGUGAACAAUGCUCCUACAAAGACCUCUGACCUACCUCAUAUGUUAAUAUCAAGCAGUGCAGACACUCAGCAGGUGUUUACUCCAUCAUCUGCCUCAUCCACAUCUUCUACCUAUGCUACAGGUACAGCAGUGUGUGCCUUACCCUCACCAGCCUCCUCUUUUCCAUCACUCAUGACAUCUGGCUUACCCACACCUGCCACUACCUCUACAGAUACACCUGCCCCAUCUGCAUCACCUGCAUCCAUCCCCUCUUAUGCCCCUGUUGUUGCUACACCUGAUCCUUCAAGUGACAACCCCACCACCCCGAGCAAGGCUGCAGCCGAUUCCAAUAUAGUUUCUUUAAAGAUCAUCAUCGAUAACCAGGAUGAGCAUUCUUCCAGUGACACAGCCUUAAAUCAGGCAAUAUCAAGCAUAUCUGGAGAAAACAUACCCACCAUCUACCUUUCCUCUCCAGUUAAGUCUCCUGCAGUCCCUGUCACACCCAAGGCCAGUCUGGACGAGGCAGCGCUGGCAGUAAGUGGACUACAGAGCUCUGAGGGACAUGCAAGUCCACUCAGCAUUAAGACGGGGGCUGUAGUUGCAUCCCCAUUAACAGGGACGUCCCAGGCCCAGCAGAACUACAUCAUUCAGCUACCCCUGGACAGCAGCAGCCACGCCAUCCAAGGAGCCGCAGCCAGCUAUUACCUUGUGACUGAUCCCCCGACUACAGAUACUCAAACCAGACAGGUGCUGCUGUCCACUGGUAUCUCUAAGGGACAGUCUAUGCCUACCAACCAGUACGGGGUGACGCCACCAACUUGUUCUCCUGGCUUCUCCACUGGAUCAACAUUCAUCUUACCAUCAACUGUUAAGCCCAUGAUGCUUCCUGUUUCUGUCGUGGGCCAGAAAACUCUUGGAGCAGUCCAGGUGGUGCCGAAUCAGCUGGUUGCCAUAUCAAACCCGGUACCUGUGCAGCAGUCACAAAACACCCCGCAUAAAAAUCCAAAAGUGGCGAUUAGAAAGUCUAAAACUGCAGGCACAGAGAAGCAUCCUGUCGAUAAGUUGGCACAGCCUGUUUCAGCUGAAGCCACAGCCCAGCAGAAUUCAACAAAGGCACCUAAACACAGAAGAAUCUUAUGUUUUGACUCUUCUGCAGAGGUUCAGCAAACGGCUAAAGUCGCCUUACCUCCAGCUACAAAGAAAUCUCCAUCGCAGCCUGUUCAGCAGACCGGGAUUGAUAACUCACACUCAGGAACUCGGACAAAGCCGAACAUACUGUCUGGCAGCAAACCCAAGAGGAGGGUUCAUCCUGUCAGAUGUUCAGCAGAUUCUCAGGCCGGAGCAGGCUUUGUGAAGGAGGCAGAGAGGUUAGUGACUCCUCAGCACCAGAAGGAUCCUGCACAGAAGAGCCCAGGCCAACAAGAGUCUCAAAGUGCAAGUACGAGCAAGGGGGAUGAAUCGACGCUCGAGCCUUUGAAAAAGUCAGACUCAGGAAGAAAAUCACAAUCCACUGACAGGAAACACGGUCAUGACAAAGAUGCUGAGGAUGCGAUGGCGAAGGAUUCUCAUAGAUCCAGAUCAUCGUCAUCUGACACUGCUCCAAAAUCAGGAGCUAGAAAGGAGAAAGAGGACGGCAGCAAAAAAGAUCAAGUAGAAAAAGCUUCAGCAAAACCACGCGAGGGGCACACAGAAAAGAGGACUUCCUCUCAGGGGGUGCCACAUGUGACUGCUAACAAGGAGAAUGAAAUCAAGGGUAGCACGCAAGAGCAGUCCACAUCUUCAUCCUCAGCAUCAAGAGACCUUAGUUCUCCAGCUGGUACCCAGUCCACAUCUAAUACACAGUCCAAGGCUACAAAAGCCCCCUCUAAGACCAGCUCCCUUGCCAAACAGGCUGCUGAGAUGCUGCAGGACAUCCAGGCACACAACUCUCCUUCCACUCCUGUCAAGAGACCUGGACCUGGAGCUGGCAGUUCAGACCCCAGUCUUCCCUCAACCCCUGGUACCGGCGUUAGCACUGAUGACCUGGUCAGCUGUGUCAGGACUCCUUCUCGACAGAAGAAAGGUAAAGACAGAGAGGGGACUCCCAAGCACCUAAUGCCUCCAAACACCCCAGAUGCCCCCACCUGCAGCCCAGCCAGUGAGGCCGGCAGUGAAAACAGCAUUAACAUGGCCGCCCACACGCUUAUGAUUCUCUCUCGUGCCGCCAUCGCCAGGACUGGAUCUCCACUAAAAGACAGUUUGCGCCAGGAGGGCGUCGGAGAAAAGUCAUCCACAAGCUCAAAGACCGCUAAGAAGCGUAAGCCAACUUCUCCUGCAGCCAGUCCACCUGCAAAGAAAGACCGGGAACGGAAGAAACUUGUGGAUUGCUUCCCCCAUGACCUGGAUGUAGACAAGUUCCUGUCUUCUCUUCACUAUGAUGAAUGAAGCAGCAGCAGUAAAGGGCUAAAAUGUUACUACCUGGUCAGGUGACUGUAUAUGACUAAUGCAAACUGUGAGAUAAACCUGUGCCUUCAAUUCCUUUUGGUAACUUUGCCCAGGACCUUAUCAGCUCCCUCAGACAAAGAGUGGCUUCAUUAGGUUGAUUCCCAUAUAUGUGAUCUGUUUAACGUCCUGUUGAAUGUGGUAGCAGGGCAGCCAUGGCACUUUUGUUGUGUUUUACUUUACAUUCUCCUACUUACUGUUUUGAACUAUCACAAAAUAAACACAAAUUUGUUUUGGCACUUGGACAUUAUCGGUGCCAAUUGGUAAAGGAUUCAAAGCAUUUCUCUGGUCAAUAUUUGACUCUAGUUUGAAGAAUUCAUAAAAUACUGACUGACAGGUUGUGUAUUAAAUAUAUUUUAAAUCAUGUUUUAAUCAGUUGUACAGGAUGAAGAACUGAUUUCACAUAUUGAUGGUUAGAGAAGGUGGUGUAAUUGCUCUAUUAGAAAGUAAUAGAAAGAUUACAUUGUGUGACAAACUGUUUUUUUCUGUCAUAGAUUGAGGCGGUUAAUGUGACAGUGGCCAGGAGUGUCUGGACUUGAAUACUAAUGCCUCAUUUCAUGUUGCAAUAAAACAAAGAAACAGUU